CUGCUUCGCAGAGUUUGCCGUCUAAAUUUAGGCUGCUGCCGCUGCUCCCUGCCGCCUCCGCGGCCGCGGGAGGGUCGCGGGAGGCGAGGGGCGCCCGGCGGGCGAUGCCGGGGGGCCGCAGCGCAGCGCAGAGCCCUGGCCACGAGGUGCCCAGGACACCGGCCCCACGGGGGGCACGCAGCCCUCUCCCCCACGCAGCUGGGGCGUAGGGACGCUCCCCACGGCACGGACCCACCGGCAGCAUCGGCGACGCUCGGCGGAGACCCCCGGGGUCUGCGUGUCCAGGAGGGGGCUGGAGGCAGAGGACAGCACCGCGACGUCCCCAAGUUUGCCUUUAACCCUUGGACAGGAGAGCAGCGGCGCUGAGAGCGAGCACGCGGCGUCUGCUGGCUGCCCUCUCCUCCGGGAUCUGCGCGCUCCUGGGGGAAGCCCUCCCCGUUAUCCUCACCCCUGACGCUCCGCAGCGCGCCCGGGAAGAGCGGCUGAGCCCCCGGGAGGGAAGGGAGCCUUCCAGCCCGCACCGCGGGGCACCAUGCAGGUCUCCUUUGUGUGCUCCGAGCACAGCAUAAAGAGCCGGAGCGCGGAGGACCGGCUGAACCGGCAGAAUGCCAGCAGCCCCAGCCUCGGCACGCGCAGCAAAUUCCGGGCAGUGGCCAUGGUCGCCCGGAGCCUGGGGCAGCUCUCGGUGCAGAACGCGCCGUCCUCCAGCGAAUCCAGCGUGAAGCAGCCGGGGAUGAAAUACAGAAAUCUGGGCAAGUCUGGGCUGCGAGUGUCCUGCCUCGGCCUCGGGACAUGGGUGACUUUCGGAGGGCAGAUCACGGACGAGAUGGCCGAGCAGCUGAUGACUUUAGCGUAUGACAAUGGCAUUAAUCUCUUCGACACAGCAGAAGUCUACGCUGCUGGCAAGGCUGAAGUUGUGCUGGGAAACAUCAUCAAGAAGAAGGGGUGGAGACGAUCCAGCCUGGUCAUCACCACCAAAAUCUUCUGGGGAGGAAAAGCGGAGACGGAGAGGGGGCUGUCCCGAAAGCACAUCAUCGAAGGUCUGAAGGCGUCCCUGGAGCGGCUGCAGCUGGACUACGUGGACGUGGUGUUCGCCAACAGGCCCGACCCCAACACGCCGAUGGAAGAGACGGUGCGCGCCAUGACCCACGUCAUCAACCAGGGGAUGGCCAUGUACUGGGGGACGUCGCGCUGGAGCUCCAUGGAGAUCAUGGAGGCGUACUCGGUGGCCCGGCAGUUCAACCUGAUCCCGCCGAUCUGCGAGCAGGCUGAGUACCACAUGUUCCAGCGGGAGAAGGUGGAGGUGCAGCUGCCCGAGCUCUUCCACAAGAUAGGCGUUGGUGCCAUGACCUGGUCCCCGCUGGCCUGCGGCAUCGUCUCAGGGAAGUACGACGGCGGCAUCCCCCCCUACUCACGGGCAUCGCUGAAGGGGUACCAGUGGCUGAAGGACAAGAUCCUGAGCGAGGAGGGCCGGCGGCAGCAGGCCAAGCUGAAGGAGCUGCAGGCCAUCGCCGAGCGCCUGGGCUGCACACUGCCCCAGCUCGCCAUCGCCUGGUGUCUGCGGAACGAGGGCGUCAGCUCCGUCCUGCUGGGUGCCUCCAACGCCGACCAGCUGAUGGAGAACAUCGGAGCAAUACAGGUUCUUCCAAAGCUGUCGUCUUCCAUCGUCCACGAGAUCGACAGCAUCCUGGGCAAUAAACCCUACAGCAAGAAGGACUACAGAUCCUAAGCACGCGCCGCCGCUGGGACGCCGCGCCGCCCUCGCCUCCUGUUCGCUUGCUUACGCUUUGUUGAAGCAAAGUGGAGAGCGGUUCGCAUCGAGAACACAGUGCGCCGAGACCGUGUAGAGAAAUCGUUUCAAAUGUCGCUGCAAGAGAACAUAAUGCUUACUACGUAACAUUUAUUUUGGAUGCAAGAAAAGCCACCGCCGGGGAGCGCGCAGAGGCGGUGCCCACCCGAUGCCCGGCCUCGGAGCUUCCUCUCCAGCUGCAGAAGCCGCCCACGAUGGUGCACGACGACGACGACGAUGAUGACGGGCGCCUCGGGCUCGGGCUCUGCGCUGGCCUGGCUGGCCCCGGCACGCGGCCCCGGCACGCGGCGCGCUCCAUGGGCACCGCGCAGAGGACUCAGCCGGUGGGACCUGUCCCGGGCGGCGGCGGCUCCGGCCGUUGCAUGCGUCUCCCCGCUGCUUCUCUUCUUUACUUUGUGUUUCUGGACGAGGAGGCUGUAACAUUCGGGCGCGCUCGGAGCACGGCGGCCGCGGGAGCGUUGCGCGUGCAGGGCUGGCUGCUGGCCGGGACCGCACGGGCUGUAAGAGGCUGCUGUACAACACCAACAAGGAAACAACAACCAAACCACCACCAACA
Messenger RNA from Anas platyrhynchos (mallard), 2366 nucleotides. It is a transcript of the gene KCNAB2, whose product is annotated as potassium voltage-gated channel subfamily A regulatory beta subunit 2. Gene Ontology annotation, molecular function: voltage-gated potassium channel activity; potassium channel regulator activity; transmembrane transporter binding. Gene Ontology annotation, cellular component: cytoplasm; voltage-gated potassium channel complex; membrane. NCBI's taxonomy places the organism in Eukaryota, Metazoa, Chordata, Aves, Anseriformes, Anatidae. Gene Ontology annotation, biological process: potassium ion transport; regulation of action potential; regulation of potassium ion transmembrane transport. The record is from RefSeq and is a predicted model, not a curated record.